Molecule: messenger RNA, 1674 nt
Organism: Salarias fasciatus (jewelled blenny)
Lineage: Eukaryota; Metazoa; Chordata; Actinopteri; Blenniiformes; Blenniidae
Exons: 3
Coding region: 283-1674 (463 amino acids)
Source: RefSeq, a predicted model, not a curated record
CCAGAAAACCAGUGAACUGUUUGCCAUGAUAAGACAGCUGGGCACUCCCACCUUCUUUUGCACGUUUUCAGCUGCUGAGAUGCGAUGGCCUGAAGUGAUUGAAGCAAUCAAGAGACAACAAGAUACAUCACAGCUCAGCUCCCUGACCCUCACACUCAACCCGACCUGUACAAGAAAGUCAGUGAAGUCCAGAAACACAGUCGUACACACACCAAGACGUGUUUCAAAAGUGUUGGCUCUGGGUGCCGUUUCGGGUUUCCCAAACCUCCCUGCAGAAACGUAAUGAUCACGAGACCUGAUGGUGGUAAACAUACUGCAACUGCAAAGACUAAGCUGAGACCUCUGAACAGACUCCUGAAUGAACCUGAAGCAGCUUCCAUGAGUUUAGAUCAGCUUCUGGCUCAGUGUGAUUUAACCGUGGCUGAAUAUGAGUUUUACCUGAAUGAACUGAACAAAUCCAGCGCAGUCCUGUUGAAGCGAGAUCCAAAGGAUUGCUGGAUCAAUGCCUACAAUCCACACCUGCUCACAGCCUGGGAUGCUAACAUUGACGUGUCCUACAUCCUGAAUGCUUAUGGCUGUAUUCAUUAUCUGACCAAGUACAUCACCAAGAAGGAAGCUGGACUCUCAGAGUACCUGAAAACAGUGAUCAAUAACUCCAACAGCAGCAACGUGAAUGACAGUGAGGAGAUGAAGGCAGUCAUGCAGGCCUACUCCAAGAAACGAGAAAUCAGUGCACAAGAAUGUGUUGCCAGAGCAUGUGGACUGAAGAUGAAGAAGUGUUCCCGAGCUGUAGUUUUCAUACCAACAGAUGAGAACCCUCUGAGAAUGAGUCGCCCUCUGUCUUUCCUUGAGAACACCACUGAUGAAUGUACAAACAUCUGGAUGACAUCUUUGGCAGAUAAGUAUAAGAACAGACCAGAAACAGCAGAGUUUGAGGAAAUGUGCAUGGCUGAUUUUGCUGCCACCUGCAGGUUUGUCCGUGAGAACAAAGGAACAGAUGUGUUUCCACUGCUGAAUGACAUGGGCUUUGUACAGAGGAGAAAGAAUGAUAAGCCAGCUGUGAUCAGAUAUUACCGCUGCUCAGAGGAAAGAGAUUCUGAGAACUUCCAUGGCAGAUUACUGAAGCUGUACCUUCCACACAGAUCAGAUGAGGAACUGAAGAGACCAGGCUUUCCAACCUACCAGAGCUUUUACAGAGCCGGCUGGGUUCAGCUGCCAGGCUGGAACCACGGCCGGUCGGUGGAAGUGAUCGUCAAACAGAACAGAGAAAAAUAUGAGAAAAACAGUGAAGAGAUUGAGAAAGCUGUUGAAGAGUUUCAAGAGAAUCAAGGUGUGAUGGAUGAGUGGUGUAACCUUGCUCCUCAGUCUGAAGUUGUGAGACUGGACUACAAUGAUAAUGCAGAACAACCAGAUCCUGAUGAUCCUGAGCAGGAAAAUGUCCCUGAGUACAGCCGUCAAGCUGAUGCAGUCAGUGAAGCCAGAGUGACCAGAGAGCCUCCUGUGAUCGAUCCAGCUGUGUUAAGACACAUGUAUCAGAGUCUCAACCUAAAGCAGGCUAGUUUCUUUUACACUGUGAGAGAAUGGUGCAUUCGCAGAGUCUGUGGCCUUCGUCCAGAGCAGUUCUUCUAUUACAUUAAUGGAGGCCGUUGUUUGUCUACGUUGAUGCUCGACUAA